GUCGAGCUUGAUUAAACACGAUGGAUGACAAUCGGAGUUCUGAAUCAAGCAAAAGGCAUGUGAUUGAGAACGAUACUAUUGCUUCGAGGAAGCUAGAAGAUACUAAUGCUAAGUUAAUUCAAGAUCCUGAGGAAAUGGCACUUUAUGCAAAAGUGAGAUCACAAGAAGAGGAGAUUCAUAGUCUCCAGGAACGAAUUGCUGCUGCUUGUUUGAAGGACAUGCAGCUGCUCAAUGAGAAGUAUGGAUUAGAGAGAAAAUGUGCUGAUCUUCGAGUGGCAAUUGAUGAGAAACAAAAUGAAUCUGUUACGUCUGCGUUGAAUGAGUUGGCUCGUAGAAAAGGUGAUCUUGAAGAAAAUUCGAAGUUGGCACAUGAUUUAAAGGUUACAGAAGACGAGAGGUAUAUAUUCAUGACGUCCUUACUUGGUUUAUUAGCUGAGUAUGGUGUUUGGCCUCGUGUUGCAAAUGCUACCGCUAUAUCCAGCGGCAUAAAGCACUUGCAUGAUCAGUUGCAAUGGAAGACUAAAGCUUGCAAUGAUAGGAUUAGAGAACUAUCAUCUAUUGUGGAAAACCAACCGGGAACAGAUUUUAUUAGUAAAGACAACCAUGAUCCCAGAAAUUCGAAAAGUCAAGCUUCUUAUGGAUCCACGGAUCGUGGUAAUGAUUAUCAGACCAAUGAACAACUUUUGCCACCAAUGGAAAAUGUUACGAGAAACCCGUAUCAUCACGUUAUGCAAGACACUGAAGGUUUAAGAUUUAAUAAUCAGAUAGGCGGUGGAUCUCAAGGAAUUUUCCAGCAGCCGAAAAGGGAAAAUUUUGGAUAUCCUCUAAGUAGUGUGGCGGGGAAGGAAAUGAUUCGAGAAAGAGAAGAAAAAGCUGAGAGUUCUUCCAUGUUUGAUGCUUAUAACGGGAAUGAAGAGUUUGCUUCUCAUGUUUAUGAAGAGGGACCAGGAAUUGAUGGAUUUCAGAUUAUUGGUGAUGCAAUACCUGGAGAAAAAGUUCUUGGUUGUGGUUUUCCAGUGCGAGGAACCACUCUCUGUAUGUUUCAGUGGGUUCGGCAUCUUGAAGAUGGCACAAGACAAUACAUCGAGGGAGCCACCCACCCAGAGUAUGUUGUAACUGCGGAUGAUGUAGAUAAACUGAUUGCUGUUGAGUGUAUUCCAAUGGAUGAUCAAGGUCGUCAGGGAGAAUUAGUGAGAUUGUUUGCUAAUGAUCAAAACAAGAUUAGAUGUGAUACAGAGAUGCAAACAGAAAUCGACACUUAUAUAUCCAGAGGUCAAGCAAGCUUUAAUGUGCAGCUUCUGAUGGAUUCAUCAGAGAGUUGGGAACCCGCAACGGUUAUUUUGAAGAGAUCUAGUUACCAGAUUAAAACGAACACCACAGACGUGAUCUCAGAGAAAUACUCAAAGGAACUCCAGAUAAAAGUACCGUGUGGAUUCUCAACACAGUUUGUUCUGAUAAGUUAUGAUGGAUCUUCACAUCCUAUAAGCACACUCAAUGUCCGCAUGCGUGAUACACUAGUCUUGACGAUGAGAAUGCUUCAAAGCAAGGCACUGGACGAACGCAGAAAAGGACGAGUUUAAAGUUAGUGGUGACUGCAGAACAGAUCCAUCCUCGAGUCCUUCAAAAUUAAGUUUAAUAAAAUAGGGUCUGCGAUUUAUAUUUUUAUAAUUGAGUAAUAAUUGUUAUCGCCAUAGUUUUUGUAUAAUUGUUUUUUGUCGUUUAGGAUCUUUGUUUUUCUGAACAACAAAAAGAAAUCUUAUUGUAAUAGACUGUAAAAUUCACU
Arabidopsis arenosa is the source of this 1783-nucleotide messenger RNA. The record is from the annotation of a GenBank genome assembly. Lineage: Eukaryota; Viridiplantae; Streptophyta; Magnoliopsida; Brassicales; Brassicaceae.